Messenger RNA from Morone saxatilis (striped sea-bass), 6179 nucleotides. It is a transcript of the gene cacna1db, whose product is annotated as calcium channel, voltage-dependent, L type, alpha 1D subunit, b. Gene Ontology annotation, molecular function: high voltage-gated calcium channel activity. NCBI's taxonomy places the organism in Eukaryota, Metazoa, Chordata, Actinopteri, Moronidae. The record is from RefSeq and is a predicted model, not a curated record. Gene Ontology annotation, cellular component: voltage-gated calcium channel complex; membrane. Gene Ontology annotation, biological process: calcium ion import across plasma membrane.
AUGGCUUUGUUCUUUGCCUUCUCUGUUUUGCUUUCAUCUUUUUUGCUCUGUUUUUAUGGCAUCUCUGUCACUGCUCUCUUCUCCCUCUUUCCCUCUCCCUCUCUCCUCUACAGGUUGUUCAGUGUGGUUCUGGAGAUGAUAACCAAAGAUGCUGACUCUGGUGGCCAGUCUGGAGGCAAACCUGGGGGGUUUGAUGUCAAGGCCCUCCGAGCCUUUCGCGUGCUACGACCCCUUCGCCUUGUCUCUGGAGUUCCCAGUUUACAGGUGGUUUUAAACUCCAUUAUUAAAGCCAUGGUUCCCCUGCUUCACAUCGCUCUGCUGGUCCUCUUCGUCAUUAUCAUCUACGCCAUCAUCGGCCUGGAGCUCUUCAUUGGCAAAAUGCAUGCCACGUGCUACCUGAUACAAACAGGUGCCCUCGGAGAAGAAGAACCCACGCCGUGUGCAGUGUCGGGGCACGGCCGUCACUGCCUGCUUAAUGGUACAGUUUGCAGAGAGGGCUGGCAAGGCCCCAACAACGGCAUCACCAACUUUGACAAUUUUUUGUUUGCCAUGCUCACUGUGUUCCAGUGCAUCACCAUGGAGGGCUGGACCGACGUUCUUUACUGGAUGAAUGAUGCAAUGGGCUUUGAGCUGCCGUGGGUCUACUUUGUCAGUCUGGUCAUCUUUGGAUCCUUCUUUGUUCUCAACUUGGUGUUGGGUGUGUUGAGUGGAGAGUUUUCCAAAGAACGAGAGAAGGCCAAGGCUCGGGGAGAUUUCCAGAAGCUACGUGAGAAGCAGCAGUUAGAGGAAGACCUGAAGGGCUACCUGGACUGGAUCACCCAGGCCGAGGACAUCGACCCCGAGAAUGAGGAGGAGGGAGACGAGGAGGGCAAGCGUAACCCGAGCAUGCCCACUAGUGAGACAGAAUCGGUGAACACAGAGAAUCACACUGGAGUGGAGGACAAAUCACCCUGCUGUGGACCGCUGUGUCAAAAAAUUACUAAGUCAAAGUGCAGUCGACAGUGGCGACGGUGGAACCGCUUCUGUCGCAGGAAGUGUCGUGCAGCCGUGAAAUCUGUGACGUUUUAUUGGCUGGUCAUCAUCUUGGUGUUCCUCAACACUCUCACCAUCGCCUCUGAGCACUACAACCAGCCAGACUGGCUGACUGAAGUACAGGACGUAGCCAACAAAGUUCUCCUGGCAAUGUUCACCUUGGAGAUGCUAGUAAAGAUGUACAGUUUGGGGCUGCAGGCCUACUUUGUGUCCCUGUUUAACCGCUUUGACUGUUUUGUGGUGUGUGGAGGCAUCGUAGAGACCAUCCUGGUGGAGCUGGCCAUCAUGUCUCCCCUGGGCAUCUCUGUUUUCCGUUGCGUACGACUCCUUAGGAUCUUCAAGGUCACACGUCACUGGGCAUCUCUUAGUAACCUGGUGGCCUCUCUGCUCAACUCCAUGAAGUCCAUCGCCUCCCUGUUGCUGCUGCUCUUUCUCUUUAUCAUUAUUUUCUCCCUGCUUGGCAUGCAGCUUUUUGGGGGCAAGUUUAACUUUGAUGAGACUGUGACUAAAAGGAGCACAUUUGAUAACUUCCCCCAGGCCCUGCUCACUGUGUUCCAGAUCUUGACAGGAGAAGACUGGAAUACGGUGAUGUAUGACGGCAUCAUGGCGUACGGCGGUCCAUCCUCCUCUGGAAUGGUGGUCUGCAUUUACUUCAUCAUCCUCUUCAUCUGUGGAAACUACAUACUACUAAACGUCUUCUUGGCCAUUGCUGUUGACAACCUCGCAGAUGCUGAGAGCCUCAACACAGCACAGAAGGAGGAGGAAGAGGCCAAAAAGAGGAAGAAUAGUGCCAAGGAUGCAAGCACAGAUAAGAAGAGAGUUGAAAUAAUGGAAAGCAAGGAUGGAGAAACCAAGGUGCCAGCAGAGGUCUUGCUGGAGGAUGACAAAGACUUGUAUCCUGCCAUCAACUCUCCAGUGUGUGAUGAUGUUGAUGACAAUAAUGAUGACCUCCCAGAAGUCCCGUCAGGCCCCCGUCCUCAGAGGCUGUCUGAACUGAGCAUCAAAGAGAAGAUCCCGCCCAUCCCGAAGGGCAGCGCCUUCUUCAUCUUCAGCAGCACUAACCCGUUUCGUGUAUUCUGCCAUAAGCUCAUCAACCAUCAGAUCUUCACCAACCUCAUCCUGGUCUUCAUCAUGCUCAGCUCUGUCUCUCUGGCUGCUGAGGAUCCAAUACGCAACUUCUCUGCUCGCAAUAUCAUACUUGGUUAUUUUGACUAUGCUUUCACCGCAAUCUUUACUGUUGAGAUCCUGUUGAAGAUCCUAGGCUAUGCAGACUAUGUCUUCACUAGUAUGUUUACAUUUGAGAUCCUUAUUAAGAUGACAGCGUUUGGAGCGUUCCUUCAUAAAGGGGCGUUCUGUAGAAACUACUUCAACCUUUUAGACCUGCUGGUCGUUGGUGUGUCUCUGGUCUCCUUCGGCAUUCAGUCCUCUGCUAUCUCAGUGGUGAAAAUUCUUCGUGUUUUGAGAGUCCUCCGUCCACUCAGGGCCAUCAACAGAGCCAAGGGACUAAAGCACGUGGUCCAGUGUGUGUUUGUAGCCAUCAGGACCAUCGGCAACAUUAUGAUCGUCACUACGCUGCUGCAAUUCAUGUUUGCUUGCAUUGGAGUGCAGCUCUUCAAGGGGAAAUUUUAUCGCUGCACCGAUGAUGCAAAGUCCAGCCCAGAGGACUGCAAAGGUACCUACAUUCUCUACAACAACGGGGACACGGCACUGCCAAUGGUAAAGGAGAGGAUCUGGUACAACAGUGACUACAACUUUGACAAUGUCCUUAUGGCCAUGAUGGCUCUUUUUACCGUCUCUACCUUCGAAGGAUGGCCCACUCUACUGUACAAGGCCAUCGACUCUAACAAAGAGAACAUGGGUCCCAUCUACAACUACCGCAUCGAGAUCUCCAUCUUCUUCAUCAUCUACAUCAUCAUCAUCGCUUUCUUCAUGAUGAACAUCUUUGUCGGUUUUGUUAUCGUCACCUUUCAGGAACAGGGGGAGAAGGAGUACAAGAACUGCGAGCUGGACAAGAACCAGCGUCAGUGUGUGGAAUAUGCUCUUAAAGCUCGUCCUCUGCGGCGCUACAUCCCCAAAAACCCAUACCAGUACAAGUUCUGGUAUGUGGUCAACUCCACUGGCUUUGAGUACGUCAUGUUUGUCCUAAUCAUCCUCAACACCCUGUGUCUGGCCAUUCAGCACCAUGGUCAGUCUCAUCUUUUUAACUAUGCCAUGGACAUCCUCAACAUGGUCUUUACUGGGGUUUUCACUGUGGAGAUGAUCCUUAAGCUCAUCGCCUUCAAACCCAGAGGCUAUGUCGGGGACGCCUGGAACGUCUUCGAUGCUCUGGUGGUGAUUGGCAGUGUAGUCGACAUCAUACUCAGCCAGAACUAUUUUGCUGAUGCAUGGAACACAUUUGAUGCCUUAAUUGUUGUGGGUAGCGUGGUUGACAUUGCCAUCACUGAGAUCAAUUCGGCAGCCAUUCCUGUCGUCAAGGUGAUAGUGGAGCCAGGGAACACGGAGGACAGUGCUCGCAUCUCAAUAACCUUCUUCCGCCUGUUCAGAGUGAUGCGAUUGGUCAAACUGCUUAGCAGGGGGGAGGGCAUCAGGACUCUGCUGUGGACCUUCAUCAAGUCCUUCCAGGCUUUACCCUAUGUUGCUCUCCUCAUAGCCAUGCUGUUCUUCAUCUAUGCUGUAAUUGGAAUGCAGGUGUUUGGGAAAAUAGCCAUGGUAGACGGAACGCAAAUCAACCGCAACAACAACUUUCAAACCUUUCCUCAAGCUGUCCUGAUGCUCUUCAGGUGUGCCACAGGUGAGGCCUGGCAGGAGAUCAUGCUGGCCUGUCUGCCCGGGAAGCUGUGUGAUUCAGAGUCGGACUACAACCCUGGAGAGGAGAGAACCUGCGGCAGCGGCUUUGCCAUUAUCUACUUCAUCAGCUUCUACAUGCUCUGUGCUUUCUUGAUCAUCAACCUAUUUGUAGCUGUCAUCAUGGAUAACUUUGACUAUCUGACCCGUGAUUGGUCCAUCCUUGGGCCUCAUCACCUGGAUGAGUUUAAAAGGAUCUGGUCCGAAUACGACCCUGAAGCCAAGGGGAGAAUAAAACACCUCGAUGUAGUGACUCUGCUGAGGAGGAUCCAGCCUCCCCUGGGCUUCGGCAAGCUCUGCCCUCACAGAGUGGCCUGUAAGCGUCUGGUGGCAAUGAACAUGCCCCUGAACAGUGAUGGGACUGUCAUGUUUAAUGCCACCUUGUUUGCUCUGGUCCGCACUGCUCUAAAGAUAAAGACUGAGGGGAACCUGGAGCAAGCCAAUGAGGAGCUUAGAGCUGUGAUCAAGAAGAUCUGGAAGAGGACCAGCAUGAAGUUGCUGGACCAAGUGGUGCCCCCAGCAGGCGAUGACGAGGUAACAGUGGGGAAGUUCUAUGCCACCUUCCUGAUACAGGACUACUUCAGGAAGUUCAAGAGGCGCAAAGAGCAAGGUCUUGUGGGAAGGCGCUCGUGGGAGAGGCUGAACACCACCAUGGCUUUACAGGCCGGCCUGCGCACGCUGCAUGACAUUGGACCAGAGAUCCGUCGAGCCAUAUCAUGUGACCUGCAACAGGAGGGGCUAGUAGAUGCUAACGGGGAGGAGGAAGAGGAAAUCUACAGGCGUAAUGGCGGCCUUUUUGGGAACCACGUCAACCAUGUCAGUGUGGAUCAAGGCUACUCUCACCCGACCACCGUCACCCAACGGCCACUACAGAUCCUGCCCUCCUCCUGCAGUGCCUCAAUUGAACACACCCAGACAGGCAGGAGAGCCACCGACGAUGACAGAGGAGGGGAGACAGACAUGAACUCUUCACCCAUCCAAUACAAUCAUCACUACCACACACCUCAUUCCUAUAAUUAUCCUCACUGCAUUUCCACUUGCCAUCAAUCGCCAAUUCCCUCCAAUGCCAACCUCAACAAUGCCAACGUGCCCUCACUUCUUUCCAUGACCAAUGGGAGGCAGCAGAAGUGUUUGUUAAGGCGAGACCGUCCGUCCUCCACCAAAAUUGGAUCAUCAGUGUCCACAUACAGCAAAGGAGUCCACGACAAGCUUUGGAAGUCACACUCCACAAGGACGCGCUACUAUGAGGCCUACAUUAGGUCAGAAAGCAGUGGUGGACUCUACCCCACCAUUCGUCGAGAGGAGCCAGGGGGAGGGGACAGCGAUGAUGAGCGAGGGUCGGGAGAGUACUACAGCGGUGAAGAGUUUCACGAAGAUGACAUUAUGCUCACAAGGGACAGGUUGUCCAAUAAGGACCAGCAUGAUGCAGAGGGAGACUUUGACCUUAAGGUCUCCAGGGAUGACCACCAGUCUGAUGGUUACUAUGACGAUGACCAACAGCCAAUCUACCAAGAUGGCAGGCGCUCGCCUAGGAGAUGGUUUUUACCCUCACCUCAAGCCUCAAACAGGCCAACAUUCAGUUUUGAGUGUCUUCGUAGAAGAAGUAGUCAGGAUGAGGCCCCUGCCUCUCCAUCCUGCACAGCUCUUCCACUACACCUCGUGCAGCAACAGGUAAUGGCGGUAGCCGGUCUCGAUGCCAGCAGAAUUUACCACCUGUCUCCUGCACGGUCGCUUCGCUCCUGGGCCACACCACCUGCCUCGCCCAUCAGUCAUGACUGCUCGCCCUGCUACACACCACUCAUACAGGUGGACUGGCGCAGUUCUGGCAGCGUCGGCAGCAUCCCCACAGCAGUGAAGAGGAGUUCGUGGUAUACAGACGGUCUGGAAGGUCCUCCCAGCCGCAGCCACUCUCCGUCCCGUCUGCAGUUACCUGCAGAGAGCUGCCCACUCUUUCUGCAAAAGAGAGGCAGCGCCAACAGUCUGGUGGAGGCUGUGUUGAUCUCUGAGGGUCUUGGGAAAUAUGCCAGGGACCCCAAGUUUGUUUCAGCGACCAAACAUGAAAUCGCAGACGCCUGCGAGUUGACCAUUGAUGAGAUGGACAGUGCCGCCAGCAACCUGCUGAACGGCAGUAUGGAUAACAGCAACACUGGGCAAACGGGCAACGUCAGCACGGACCCACAUGCCACCGCGCAUCUUAGAGACCGCAGUAUCCGUGACUACAGCGACGAGGAGCCGUACGUGGCUGUGAAAUGCGAGGAGGACCUAACAGAUGAGAUGAUAUGCAUCACGUCGCUAUAGCAGCG